Enterobius vermicularis (human pinworm) is the source of this 1098-nucleotide messenger RNA. The record is from the annotation of a GenBank genome assembly. NCBI's taxonomy places the organism in Eukaryota, Metazoa, Nematoda, Chromadorea, Rhabditida, Oxyuridae.
AUGACGAUAUCAUACAACUUAGAUGUUGCGUCGGCAUCGCCGUUAAAUUUUUUCCGUUUAAUAUUUCGGUGGAAAGCUAGCAUCUGGAAGAUUUGUUUGAAAGAACUUUGCAUUUGGACAACUUUAUUUUUGAUUAUAACAUUCUUGUACCGAUCUCCCUACUUUCUUUCUGCGAAACAAAAGAUAAUUUUUGAAGAACUAGCUCAUUAUUUAAACUCUCAUUUGGAAUACAUCCCACUAACCUUUAUGCUUGGUUUUUUUGUUCAAAUCGUUGUACAACGGUGGUCUGUGCUCUUUCAAAAUAUGGGGUAUGUAGAAAGUCCAGCUAUAUAUAUUGGAGGUUACGUCUACGGCGAGUCCAAUGAAUGUCGAGUUCUCAGGCGCACUAUGGCACGGUACCUCUGUUUAACUCAACUACUUGUUUACAGGGACAUAAGUGUUCGUGUUCGAAAACGCUUUCCGAAUUAUGAUAGCAUAGUUGAAGCCGGGUUUAUGUUGCCACAUGAGAAAGAUAAAUUAGAAGCGAUAAAACUGCAUUACGACAAAUACUGGGUCCCUAUUAACUGGAUUUACGCACUAAUUUUUAAAGCUCGGAAAGAAGGCCAUGUUCCAAGCGACUCUUUUGCUAACAAACUUUGUGAUGAAAUUAAGUUGUACCGUUACAACAUACAGAUGUUAUGCAACUACGACUGGGUGCCAAUUCCUCUUGCGUACCCACAGUCUUGCUCGACCACAGUUCACUGCCAUCUGAUAAAGACAAGUAAACUUGUGCUACAAUUUUGUCUAAUUGAGAAUGAGGCUAAAAACUUCAUCUUCAUCAUUAUUCCAGUAAAAUGUGAGAAGUUUCAGUUGGUUUUCUUGGCUGUUUAUGUCUAUUUUGGCCUGUGCCUUAUUUCCAGGCAGUUCAUUAUAACGGACCGAGAUGCUAUAAAUAAGAGUGAAGUCGACCUGACACUUCCAUUUAUGACAAUGAUGGAAUUUCUGAUUUUUAUUGGUUGGAUGAAAGUUGCAGAAGGAUUACUGAACCCAUUUGGUGAAGACGACGAUGACUUUGAAUGUAAUUAUCUUUUGGAUAAGAAUCUUGCGGUAUGUCUUUAG